GGGCGGCAGGAGGGGCGGGCGGAGCGCGGCUCCCACACCGCACGCGACGCUGCCUGGCGAACCUCGGCCCGUGCCCAGCGCCAGGCAAGCUCCGGGGCAUCGUCCUCGGCCCUUGGCUCCGAAGGCACGGCGGGAGCGGCUGGCCCCGUGAGGCGGUGCGUGUGAGGGGCUGCAGGAGGGAAGAACAGGCUCCCGGCGCCCCAGCCCCACGCCCUCCGAAUACCAAGCUGCAGGCGAGCUGCCGGGUGCUUUUUUUCCUCCACCAAUUGGGAGUAGACGAUCCACGCUGAUUUCUUUCCAGGGGAGGGGAGGGGCAGGGUGCGGGGUCCCAAGUCGCACACAAGUCUUCGCUGCCAUGGGGGCCGUCAUGGGCACAUUCUCGUCUCUGCAAACCAAACAAAGGCGGCCUUCUAAAGACAUCGCCUGGUGGUUUUACCAGUAUCAGAGAGAUAAGAUUGAAGAUGAGCUGGAGAUGACCAUGGUUUGUCAUCGGCCUGAGGGACUGGAACAGCUGGAGGCCCAGACCAACUUCACCAAGAGGGAGCUGCAAGUCCUGUAUCGAGGCUUCAAAAAUGAGUGCCCCAGUGGGGUGGUCAGUGAAGAAACAUUCAAGCAGAUCUACGCUCAGUUUUUCCCUCAUGGAGAUGCCAGCACGUAUGCCCAUUACCUCUUCCAUGCCUUCGACACGACCCAGACGGGCUCCGUGAAGUUUGAGGACUUUGUAACUGCUCUAUCAAUUUUACUGAGAGGAACCGUCCAUGAGAAACUAAGGUGGACAUUUAAUUUGUAUGACAUCAAUAAAGAUGGAUACAUAAACAAAGAGGAGAUGAUGGACAUUGUCAAAGCCAUCUACGACAUGAUGGGAAAAUACACAUAUCCAGUGCUCAGAGAGGACACUCCAAGGCAGCACGUGGAUGUCUUCUUCCAGAAAAUGGACAAAAAUAAAGAUGGCAUUGUGACUUUAGAUGAAUUUCUUGAAUCCUGUCAGGAGGAUGAUAACAUCAUGAGGUCCCUCCAGCUGUUCCAAAAUGUCAUGUAACAGUGGACAUAGCCAUCUGGCUCUCAGAGACGUUGUAUUGAACAACCACCUUAACACCUUGAUCUGCCCUUGUUCUGAUUUUACACACCAACUUUUGGGACAGAAACACCUUUUACACUUUGGAAGAAUUCUCUGCUGAAGACUUUCUAUGGAACCCAGCAGCACAUGGCUCAGUCUCUGAUUGCCAACCCUUCCUCCUCUCUCUUCUAGAGAGACAAGAGGAAAUUGGGUUUGUCUUGGAAGCAUGCUCAUCUCUUCAUGCUGCUGCCCUAUGGAAGGUCCCUCUGCUUGAGCUUAAACAGUAGUGCACACUUUUCUCCUUGCGUGCCCCAGCCCACUGCCUCCAAGCCCAGCAGACCUUGAUGUUUCUGAAAGCAAGAUGAUCUGAGCCAAAUGCAUACCAUCCUCUGAUGGCCUCCCAAACCAAUGUGCCUGUUUCCCUUCCUUUGGUGGAAAGAAUGAGCAUUAUACAGAACAAUAAUAAUCUACCAGGACUAGAUUGGGAGAGCCAGCAGCUAACACAUGUAGGAUAGGACUGAAUUAUAAAGCAUGGCAUUGUCUGGUAACCCACAUCACCCAUGUCCUUUGUUUGCAGAGGCAGGGACCAAUAAUUCUCUCUCACACUAGCACCUGUGCUGGUAGGGUAAGUCCCUUACUG
Molecule: messenger RNA, 1697 nt
Organism: Manis javanica (Malayan pangolin)
Lineage: Eukaryota; Metazoa; Chordata; Mammalia; Pholidota; Manidae
Gene: KCNIP1
Product: potassium voltage-gated channel interacting protein 1
Biological process (GO): regulation of potassium ion transmembrane transport
Cellular component (GO): voltage-gated potassium channel complex
Molecular function (GO): transmembrane transporter binding; calcium ion binding; potassium channel regulator activity
Source: RefSeq, a predicted model, not a curated record